CCGGAAGUCCUCCUAACAUUUCCGGUAGAGCUUUUAAAUUCCGGCCUUGGAGACCUGGAUCCGAGUCUUUCCUAGAGUGUUCUCUGUAUAACUUCGACCAGGAUGCGGAGCGGGUUUCUGAGCGGUGCCCGGCGCCUGUGGGCACGCCGCGCCAUCAGCCGCACGCCGCCGCCUUCCGAGGAGCUCCUCGCCCGCGGCGGGCUCCUGCGGGCCUUCCUCGAGCGCCGCGUGGGCUCGGAGGCCGGCGGUCUGGACGCUGGGAGCCCCCAGCUGGCCGCGGCGGCCCGGCUGCUGAGCGAGAAGGAGCGGGAACUGCGGGACACGGAGUCCUUGCUGCACGAUGAGAAUGAAGAUUUAAAGAAACUUGCAGCAACUGAAAUAGCUUUGUGUCAGAAAGAAAUAACUGAGCUGAAGCAUCAGAUCAUCUCACUUCUGGUUCCUUCAGAAGAAAUGGAUGGGAGUGACCUGAUCCUGGAGGUGACUGCGGGUGUGGGUGGUCAGGAAGCCAUGCUUUUCACUUCUGAGAUGUUUGACAUGUACCAGCAGUAUGCUGCAUUUAAAAGAUGGCAUUUUGAAACACUGGAAUAUUUCCCAAGUGAAGUAGGUGGCCUUAGACAUGCAUCAGCCAGCAUUGGCGGUCCAGAAGCCUAUAGACACAUGAAGUUUGAAGGAGGAGUGCACAGAGUACAGAGAGUACCAAAGACAGAGAAGCAAAGCCGCAUCCACACUAGCACCAUGACAGUGGCGAUUCUGCCCCAGCCUACUGAGAUUAAACUGGUGAUUAAUCCUAAAGAUCUGAGAAUUGAUACUAAGAGAGCGAGUGGAGCUGGAGGUCAGCACGUAAACACCACAGACAGUGCUGUUCGGAUAGUCCAUCUUCCUACAGGCAUUGUUUCCGAAUGCCAGCAAGAGAGAUCUCAGCUGAAGAACAAGGAGCUGGCUAUGAAAAAGUUACGGGCAAGGUUAUACAGCAUGCAUCUAGAGGAAGAAACUACUAAGAGAUACAAUGCUCGAAAAAUCCAGGUUGGAACUAAAGGAAGAUCAGAGAAAAUAAGAACAUACAACUUUCCACAGAAUAGAGUCACAGAUCACAGAAUAAACAAAUCACUACAUGACCUUGAGAGCUUCAUGCAAGGAGACUGUCUUCUGGACGACCUGAUACAGUCACUGAAGGACUAUUCGGAUUAUGAAUCUCUAGUAGAAUUGAUUUCCAGAAAAGACUAAGCUUCUUUGUAAAGAUAUAUUUUUUUUUUAUAUAGACUAAGAAAAUUCUAGUGCAAAUCCAUUGUGUGCAAAUAUUUAACCAGUAUUCUCUUGAGGAAUGUAAUUUAACAGUUUCUUGGACAAUUCUCUAUAAAAAAUUAGACACAAAGAAAGACAA
Molecule: messenger RNA, 1381 nt
Organism: Grammomys surdaster
Lineage: Eukaryota; Metazoa; Chordata; Mammalia; Rodentia; Muridae
Gene: Mtrf1l
Product: mitochondrial translational release factor 1 like
Exons: 7
Coding region: 103-1224 (373 amino acids)
Biological process (GO): translational termination
Molecular function (GO): translation release factor activity
Source: RefSeq, a predicted model, not a curated record